AUGGGAUCUUCAAGAAAGAACCAAGUUUCCAUUUCAGACAAGAUCUUUGUGUCCGAGAACAAGCAAGUCGAACCGACGAGAACUUGCGUAGUUGGAAAUACAGAUGAGAACGUGGAGGAACUAGCUACAAGUGUGAAGUUUCAGAGAUCUGUGACAUUACUUGGUGGUUCUACUACGCUCUCGUUGCUCGGCAUUGGGUUUAGGGAGAAAAAGUUUGCAAUCAUCGGUGUCAAAGUCUAUGCUGCUGGUUUAUACAUGAAUGAAUCUAUUUUAACCGAGUUAACCGCGUUAAAAGGGAAGUCUUCUGAUAAGAGUCAAGCAGAGAAAUCGUUGCAGAUUGUUCUUGUGAGAGAUGUUGAUGGUAAAACCUUCUGGGAUGCAUUGGAGAAAUCGUUGCAGAUUGUUCAUACUCUUGACUUAGAUCAACCCUUCUAA
Molecule: messenger RNA, 435 nt
Organism: Eruca vesicaria subsp. sativa (arugula)
Lineage: Eukaryota; Viridiplantae; Streptophyta; Magnoliopsida; Brassicales; Brassicaceae
Source: the annotation of a GenBank genome assembly